Cryptococcus wingfieldii CBS 7118 is the source of this 2643-nucleotide messenger RNA. Its product is annotated as hypoxia up-regulated 1. The record is from RefSeq and is a predicted model, not a curated record. Gene Ontology annotation, cellular component: endoplasmic reticulum chaperone complex. The coding region runs from base 1 to 2643 and encodes 880 amino acids. The transcript is spliced from 5 exons. Lineage: Eukaryota; Fungi; Basidiomycota; Tremellomycetes; Tremellales; Cryptococcaceae. Gene Ontology annotation, biological process: negative regulation of hypoxia-induced intrinsic apoptotic signaling pathway; endoplasmic reticulum unfolded protein response; cellular response to hypoxia. Gene Ontology annotation, molecular function: ATP-dependent protein folding chaperone; ATP binding.
AUGCGCCCCCAAAAUCUCCUCUCCCUCCUCCUCCUCCUGGCCCCGGCCAUCCAAGCCGCCAUCCUCGCUAUCGACUAUGGAGCAGAGUUUACCAAGCUUUCUCUCAUAAAACCGGGUGUGCCAUUCGACGUCGUCUUGGAUAAAGAUAGCAAGCGAAAGAUCUCAAGUGUCGUCGGCUGGAAGAGAGAUGAAAGAGUAUUCGGAGCAGAGGCAAAGAUGUCUGCUACGCGGUUCCCCGACACGCAUUACCCCUAUGUCAAGCCUCUUCUCGGCAAGACUGCGCUCCCUCCCCUCUCCAUCUGGCCCAACGCGCCCUCAUCUGAUGGCGAAUCAAUAGUAUUCCCCCAUCCAUCUGCUCCUUCCUACAUCUCCCCCGCUCUCCCGUCGCCCGAGGCUGCGUGGACACCCACUGCUCUCUUGGCACAGCAGCUCUCCUACUACCGUCAUUUGGCCGAGUCUCUCGGUACAAAGAAGGAGUCUAUCAACCAAGUCGUUGUGACCGUUCCUGCCUGGUGGGAUCAUGCCCAACGACGAGCCUACCGAGACGCUUUGGAAUUGCAAGGCAUGUCCUGCUUGGCAAUGAUUGGUGAAGGGACCGGUGUGGCGUUGAACUACGCCAUGACUAGGACUUUCCCCGAUUACAAUCCUGCUACUGGUGAGGGCGAAAAGGAGUACCACGUCAUCUACGACUCGGGCGCUCUUUCAACCACCGCCACUGUCUUGGCAUUCUACCAGACCAGUGAAUACUUGACGCCAAAGUCCAAGACGCCUAUCAACACUACCCACAUUGAAACUCUUGGUACUGGGUGGGAGAACGUCGGCGGCGUUCUUCUCGAUGUCGCCAUCCAAGAUAUCCUGGUGGAGGACUUUGUCAAGAAAUCAGGCAAGACUGGUAUCAAGGCGGACAAGAAGGCGCUUGCAAAGGUGGCCAAGGAGGCUACCAGGGUCAAGCACAUUCUCAGUGCCAACUAUGAAGCCAACACUGCCAUCGAGUCUCUCUUCGACGACACUGAUUACAGGUCUCAAAUCUCAAGAGCUUCUUUGGAGGGAGCUUUGGCUUCCACAGAAUCCCUCUUCUCCAAGCCCCUUACCUCGGCCCUCUCUACCGCCGGUCUCUCGCUCUCCGACAUCAACUCUUUCGUCCUGUUUGGUGGCAACACCCGAGUCCCUCUCGUUCAGACCUCACUCAAGUCUGUCCUCGGGAACCUUGAGGACCGCAUUGCCCAGAACGUCAACACCGACGAAGCCGCCGUUCUUGGUGCUGCCUACUAUGGUGCCGCCUUGAGCAAGCAGUUCAAGAUGAAGAACAUCGAGGUCAAGGAAAGCAGCGUCGGUGACAUUAGUAUCAAUGGAGGCGAUGUCUUCUUCCCCGAGGGCACUGUCUUGGGAGAGAAAAAGGUCUUGACUUUGCCCGCCGAAGGCGACAUCAACCUCGAGUUCUCCCAAUCCAUCGCCCACCCCGAAUCUUCCCACGGCACUUCCGGUCCUCAGCCUAUCCUCUCUGUCCAAGUCUACGACAUUGAAAAGGCUCUCAAGGACUUUACUGCCCCCUCUCCCGUUGUCAACCUGACCAUCCGCUUCGACCCCAAGGGCCACCUCUCGGCUGCCAACGCUGUUCUUGUCAGCAAUGUGACGGAAAGCAAGGACGGUGGAGUUGCUGGUGCGAUCAAGGGUCUCUUUGGCGGCAAGGAAGACGACAAGCAGCAGGUCGAGGAAGUUGCGAGUGAGGGAGGGAAGGAAGAGAAGAAGGACGGCAAGAAGGCACCCACUAAGGUGGCCUUGAAGUUUAGAGAGAAGCACCUUGGUGUGAGGCCUCUCUCUGGAGAGGAGAAGAGGACUACGAACGCUAGGCUCAACUCUAUUGCCGCUUUCGAAUCCGCCAAGGCUUCCCGAGAGGAGGCUCUCAACUCUUUAGAGUCCUACAUCUACGCUCUCCAGAACCAUCUUUCCGACUACGAGCCUACCGCUUUGAAGGACUUUUCCACCCCCGCUGAGCAGACUGCCAUCAAGGACCUUGUCGCCAAGACAUUCGAGUGGCUGAACGAUGUUGGCGACCAGGCUACCGAGAGGGAGUUGCGCACAAAGUACACUGCCUUGGAGAUUCUCGAGAGGCCGCCCGUCUUCCGGUACAACGAGUACACUGCGCGAGACGACGCGGUCGCCGACUUCCAGAAAGCCAUGCGUCUCGCUGCCUCCUUCUUCAUUGAAGCCAAGGGCAACUGGACUGAAGCUAUCGAGGCUGCCAGAAACGCUACGCCCGAAGACCCUGCCACGCCUCCCAAGUACACGAAAGAGGAGCUGGGAGCGGUGGAUGACAUGUUGAGAGAGUACACCAAGUGGAUUGAUGAGUUGAUGCCGGAGCAGUUGAAGUUGGACGAGGACAAGACCAAGGACCCUGUGAUCAAGGUCCGAGAGUUGGAGGAGAAGGGCAAGAAUUUGCAGGCGACUGUUAUGCGACUCACAAACAAGAAGAAUCCCCGCAAGCCUAAACCGACAACAUCUUCCUCUUCGGCGAGCUCUUCGGGAACCCUUGAUACCCAGACAGACCAUGGACCUUCUCCUACCCUCUCCGAGAAGGAGGCAGAGAGCACCACCGAGUCUAAACCCACAGACAAGGAACCCUUGAUUCACGAUGACCUGUGA